UCUUAGAUACGUCCAAGAUUUUUUUUUUUGUAAAACUUCUUACUAGCUGAAUCAGAGGCGAGAACCAUUAUCUUAGGUUUGGAGCAAAAUUUUCAUUAUUAAGGAUCCGUGUUGAUUGUUUGUUUAAUCAGUCAAUUUCUUUCGGUAAUGAGCAGUCUGCACUCUCAGUUGCAAAUUCGUAAAUAAACUAAUGAUUUAAUUUAUUUACUAGUUAAACUUACAACUUAAUAUUACCAACCAAUUAGUUUUGUCCUUCCUUUACUUAUUUUUUUUUUAAAUUUCUUUAAUAUGUAAAUAUGUAAGUGUAACAGUAAAAACUUACAAAAUUAAGUUUGUUACAUAGAGCAUUGUUUAAUUAUAUUUACAAAAAAAAGUAAGUGCUAGGGGCUGUUUAUAAAUUUUCAUAAAGUUGAAGUACUUUCCCUUAAUAAUUUUUAAAACAAUACUCAAAAAAUUUCGAAACCCCUGAGGUGGGGUCCGCUCCGAGCAACUGAUUUGGGUAGCGCUUGUGCGUGACUGUUUUAGCCUAUAGGAAGUUAGAUAAAAUCGGUCUAUAUUACCCCUACUAUCUUCCUAAAAUACCAACUUUGCCCCUAAAUAUCCUUCUCCCUAUAAACUGUAAAACUCGCUUUCUCUCUCACUCUCACUCCCAUUUCAAUUUAUUUUUUCGAAAUUUUAUCUUUCUCUUUCUAUCUCUAAGUUUACUAGCGGAAACGAAUCUUCUUCUCCACUCCAAACCUCUCGAAAAUGGUAAUGGCUCAGAAGCUCAAGGAAGCUGAGAUCACCGAGCAGGACUCGCUCCUUCUGACUAGGAAUCUGCUUCGUAUAGCUAUCUUCAACAUCAGCUACAUCAGGGGCCUCUUUCCCGAGAACUACUUCAAUGAUAAAUCUGUUCCUGCUUUAGAUAUGAAGAUCAAGAAGCUGUUGCCUAUAGAUCCUGAAUCACGCCGAUUGAUUGACUGGAUGGAGAAAGGUGUCUACGAUGCGCUACAGAAGAAGUAUUUGAAGACGCUCAUGUUCUGCAUAUGCGAAUCAGUUGAGGGUCCGAUGAUUGAGGAGUACUCAUUCAAUUUCAGCUAUUCGGAUUCUGAUAGCCAAGAUGUCAGGAUGAACAUCAGUCGUACUGGAACUAAGAAACAUGGAGGAACUUUUCACUCCACUGCUGACAUUACCCAAAAUCAAAUGAGGAGUUCAGCUUGCAAAAUGGUUCGCACACUAGUCCAGCUGAUGAGGACCCUCGACAAAAUGCCAGACAAGCGCACCAUAGUGAUGAAGCUUAUGUACUACGAUGAUGUCACGCCACCAGAUUACGAGCCACCUUUCUUCAGAGGCUGUACAGAAGAAGAAGCUCAGCAUGUCUGGACGAAGGAUCCUCUGAGAAUGGAAGUUGGGAACGUUAACAGCAAACAUCUCGUGUUAACGCUUAAGGUCAAGAGCGUUCUUGAUCCUUGUGCGGAUGAAAAUGAUGACAUGCAAGAUGAUGGAAAGAGUACAGAACCUAAUUCUGUACAUGAUGAGCAGCCUUCUGAUUCAGAUAGCGAGAUAAGUCAAGCAAAAGAAACUCAAUUCCUUCUGGCGCCAGUAGAGAAACAAGAGGAUGAUGAUGGAGAGGUUGAUGAAGAUGACACACAGGAUCCGGUUGAGUCUCAACAGCAGCUAGAAAGGGUGAAGGACUGGAUCAACUCCCGCCACCUCGAUACUCUGGAGGUCACAGAUGUUCUUGCAAACUUCCCAGAUAUCUCAAUAGCUCUGACUGAAGAAAUCAUGGAUCAGCUGGAGAAAGAAGGUGUUCUUUCGAAAACAGGGAAGGAAACAUACAUUAUAAACAGAGAAAAGACACCACGGAGCGAAUUCAACUUUGUGAAAGAUGAAGCUGAUGGUAAAACUGCUUCCAAGGACGAGAAAUCUAUAGCUCCUGAAGACUACAUGUACAUGAAAGCUCUGUACCAUUCUCUUCCGAUGCAAUAUGUGACAAUUACAAAGCUUCACAACAUGUUGGAUGGUGAAGCCAACCAGACGAAAGUUCGUAAGCUAAUUGACCGAAUGAUCCAAGAGGGCUACGUGGAAGAUUCUAGCAACCGCAGGCUAGGGAAGCGUGUAAUACACUCAGUUUUUACCGAGAAUAAGCUAAAUGAAGUCAGAAAAGUUCUUGCCACAAAUGAUGAUAUGGACGUGGAUGUUGAGGAAACUGUAAACAAGACCAACGGCCAAGACGCGAAACUAACCCCAGAUGUAUCUACACGCGGAGGCAUCCACUCUAUUGGAUCAGACUUGACACGCACGAAAGGGAGAUCUGCAAUGCAGCAGAACGGAUCGGUGCUAAGUGAACAGACCAUCUCGAAAGCUAAUAACACUCCGAUGAGCAGCAAUGCACAGCCUGUGGCUUCGAGGGAGAGUUUUGCUGUAAAAGGAAUGGCUGCUAAAAUCUGCACGGACGCGGGCACAGACUCUAGCCAAGCCUCACAAGACAGGCGUUACAGGAAAACCAGCACGGUGAGAGACCCUAUCCUGCAGUACUCGAAGCGCCAGAAAUCUCAGGCUAAUUGAUGAUGGUACCACAGUAUCAUACACGAAAGCCACCAUACUCGGUGGCUAUGAUAGUAUCUACCAAUUCCCAUAAUCCAUAAACUCUCCUGAUACACUCGCUUUAUUCCCAUGCUUUAAGUAUUAUGAUCUUUGUUACUUUUGGUACGAGACUUGUUGUGGUUUUAUGAUAUUGCGUAUCAGACGCUGCCUUUUGCUUUAUCGUUUCUUUUCCCGUUCUGGAUUAGUAUAUCUGUUGCAGACUAUUUUCAUGCUUCUUUUCCCUUUUGAGAAUAUAUUUCAGUAAAAGCAAACAUGUUUAUUGGGGAUUACUUACACUAGUAAAUCAUUUAGGCUUUU
This is a messenger RNA of Brassica rapa (field mustard), 2883 nucleotides long. RefSeq names its product meiosis-specific protein ASY1. The record is from RefSeq and is a predicted model, not a curated record. NCBI's taxonomy places the organism in Eukaryota, Viridiplantae, Streptophyta, Magnoliopsida, Brassicales, Brassicaceae. Gene Ontology annotation, molecular function: protein binding.